This is a messenger RNA of Mangifera indica (mango), 1284 nucleotides long. Its product is annotated as probable carboxylesterase 2. Lineage: Eukaryota; Viridiplantae; Streptophyta; Magnoliopsida; Sapindales; Anacardiaceae. The transcript has a single exon. Bases 176 to 1108 code for a protein of 310 amino acids. Gene Ontology annotation, molecular function: hydrolase activity. The record is from RefSeq and is a predicted model, not a curated record.
AGGUCUCGUGAAACUCACCAGGGACCCCAGUGCCCAUUACCAAACAUUAGAAAGACUCAACAAAGUCUUCGGUUAAACAUGUGGAAUGGGUGACGAUUACUUUCAGAUUUAAAUUAUCGGAUCCUCUUCAGUUCAGUCAUAACUAAUCCAUUUGUAAUUUCAGUUGACUGUAACAAUGGAUUCGAGUGAAAACCAAGUAGCGCAUGAGUAUAUUCCAUAUUUUCGUGCAUAUAAAGAUGGACGCGUGGAGAGAUUCUUUGGCUCCGAUAGAGUUCCACCAGCGAUUGAUGAUUCUGAUCAGAAUGGUGUCUUCUCUAAAGAUGUUAUCAUUGUUUCAGAAACCGGACUCUCAGCUCGUAUUUUUAUUCCAGCAGCCGCCAUUAAACCGGGCCAACGGCUGCCUCUUGUUGUUUACUAUCACGGCGGAGGCUUCUUCAUGGGCUCACCAUUUUGCUCCGUUUAUAACAACUUUGUAUCCUCUCUAGCGGCCAAGGCUAAUGCUAUCGCCGUUUCCGUAGACUACAGGCUAGCCCCAGAACACUACAUCCCCGUAGCCUAUGAAGAUUCAUGGGCCGCACUAAAAUGGGUGGCGUCUCAUUGCAAUGGUCAAGGCCCUGAAGCUUGGCUGAACAACUACGUUGAUUUUCACCGAGUUUUUCUUGCUGGGGAUAGCGCCGGAGGCAACCUGGUGCACAACGUGGCCGUCCAGGCAACUGUUGAAGACUUAAAUGGGGUGAAAUUGUCAGGAAUCUGCUUGAUUCAUCCAUUUUUCGGCAGGCAAGACGGCGGUGUUGAUAAGUGCUGGACUUUCGUGUGUCCAACCACAAGCGGGUCCGAUGAUUAUAGAAUCAACCCAAGUGUUGAUUCGAGGUUGUCGAGCCUGCGGUGCGCCAGGGUGCUAGUUUGUAUUGCUGAGAAGGAUAAAUUGAAAGCCCGGGGGUUGUUUUAUUAUGAGACAUUGAGAGACAGUGAAUGGGCUGGAAAAGUGGAGAUUGCGGAGACAGGAGGAGAAGACCAUGUGUUUCACUUGUUCAAUCCGAAUUCUGAAAGUGCCGUGGCCUUGAUUGAAAAAAUAGCUUCAUUCAUAAAUCAACAUAAUGCUAGCUGAUUUACGUCAAGCACUUUGUACUGCUCAGCUCUUCUUUCAUAAUUUCAAAGCGAAAAAUCAAAAUUAAGUUCUUUUUUAUGUUCUGUAGAAUUAUUUAUCAAAACUGAAUUUAUGGAUACAAAUUGAGAAAAUUGGAUGCCCAAAAGACUGAGUGGUGGUUCAACUCCUUUCCCUCA